Messenger RNA from Aegilops tauschii subsp. strangulata, 1202 nucleotides. RefSeq lists its product as uncharacterized. The record is from RefSeq and is a predicted model, not a curated record. NCBI's taxonomy places the organism in Eukaryota, Viridiplantae, Streptophyta, Magnoliopsida, Poales, Poaceae.
AGAGCAUAUCUUUUCGAAUCUUACAAAUUUAAAAACACAUUUGUCCUAAAAAUAUUGGUUGCCUUUCUCUUUGACAUUAUAUUAUCACACACAUAUAUAGGAGUAUCAUUUUGCUGGAUUUCUUAUUGGAAACCGCCCCCACAAAAAUAAUCUCCAUGUCAAAAGAAGGAUCAAUGUGCAACCAUGCAUGUACCCGUUGCGUACUCAUUUGGGCACACCAUGCACCAAAGCAGAUGCCCCCACUCCAAAACAGCUCUAUAUAUACCCAAGACAUGCCGGUCCGACCCAAGCCACACCCUUCAUCAUACCUGUCUCAGAGCCAAACAAGACAGAGCCACCACGCGCCUCCCCUCCCGGCACGCACGCACCAAGCAGAACAGAGCAGCCGCCGGCGAAGAGGAGAGGAAGGCGGCAAUGGGGAACAGCCUGCGGUGCUGCCUGGCGUGCAUGCUCCCCUGCGGCGCGCUGGACGUCGUCCGCGUGGUGCACCUCAGCGGCCACGUCGACGAGUUCACCUGCCCGCUCAUCGCCUCCGACGUGCUGGCCGCGCACCCCAGCCACGCGCUCACCGCCGCGGGCUCCGCCGGCGCCGCCAGGAGGAUCGUCAUCGUGUCGCCCGACUCGGAGCUCAGGCGCGGCCGCAUCUACUUCCUCAUCCCCACGGCCUGCUCCGCGCCGGCGGCCGAGCUGAAGCGGCCCAAGCAGCAGCAGCAGGGCCACGGCGCGUGCCAGUCCAAGACGAAGAGGCGCCACGGCCACGGCCACCGCAAGGGCGGCACGGCGGUGGCCGCCGCGGCGAGCACGGCGGAGCAGGACAACUACCUGCGGGAGCUCCUGUCCGAGAAGCGGGAGUCGGGCCACCGGCGGCGGCGCAGCAGCAGCGCCCGCGCCGGCGUGUGGCGGCCGCGGCUCGAGAGCAUAGCCGAGGAGUCCUCCGACUAGCAAGUAGACUGAUUUUCCACUUCUUUUGCCUCUCUACUUCCGCUUUCGGUUUCGAUCUUCCGCUGUGAAUAUGAUUGAUCGAUUGCUGAGGAGCCUUUUUGUCUCUCCGUCAAAGCUUAAUCUCCAUAAUCCUGAUGAAAAGUGUAAGGAUGCUCAUUCAUUCUGGCUCGGAAGUCGAUGGGGAAAUUGAAAAAAUGAAAAGAUCGCAAGAUCUAGAGUUUGUACAAACAGAAUGCGGACUAGGUUCGUUGAUUUGUUUA